CUAUUGCAAAUGUAAACAGCUAAACUGUAAAGAAGCCAACACAUUGUUACAUUUACAUUGUAAAUAGACUUAACAAUACUAACAGCUAGAUCUACGGAGAUCUAGAUAUAGAUCUACAUUCUCUAGAUAGUAAAAUGUCAACAAAUGCACAUGAAUCAGUCUCUUCAGAAGACUCAGUAAAGAAAAUAUUUCACGAAAUUCCAAGGGGAAAGCCAAAAUCUGGUCGGGUAUGGAAGACAGUAAGAACAGAAAGGUUUUCAAAGAUAAAACAAGAUAAAAUGUUUACAACAUCCUGGGCUAAAAAAAUGUCUCUUAGAGAAGAGAAGAAGAGGUUGAAAGAAAUGCAAGAGCAGUUAAAAACUGAUAAAGACAAAGAGAAACAACUGCGAAGAGAAAGAAUAGAGGCUAAUAAAAAACGGAAGCUUGAAAACCAAAGACGUUCAGAAAUUGUGCAGCCUAUAAGAAAUACUGCCAAAAUCAAGAAAAUGAAAAAGAAACAAUUAAGAAUGAUUGAGACUCGGUGAAUCAACUCUUAUAUUUUGUAUAUAGUUUGACUGAAGAGUGAAUGAAAUGGGGUUUAGACUUAACAUUUGUCUGAUUGAUGUCGCGCUUUAAAUAAAAUCAUUAUCAAAAUCAAA
This is a messenger RNA of Biomphalaria glabrata, 638 nucleotides long. Its product is annotated as coiled-coil domain-containing protein 86-like. Gene Ontology annotation, cellular component: nucleolus. The record is from RefSeq and is a predicted model, not a curated record. NCBI's taxonomy places the organism in Eukaryota, Metazoa, Mollusca, Gastropoda, Planorbidae. The coding region runs from base 135 to 524 and encodes 129 amino acids. The transcript has 4 exons.